Poecilia reticulata (guppy) is the source of this 1918-nucleotide messenger RNA. RefSeq lists its product as uncharacterized. Gene Ontology annotation, biological process: regulation of T cell proliferation; T cell receptor signaling pathway. Gene Ontology annotation, cellular component: external side of plasma membrane. NCBI's taxonomy places the organism in Eukaryota, Metazoa, Chordata, Actinopteri, Cyprinodontiformes, Poeciliidae. The record is from RefSeq and is a predicted model, not a curated record.
GAGAGAGCGGAAACUUCAUAAGAGGAGGCGUUUUCUGCCACAGGAUGUUUUCUCUCGAGAGGGCGCGUGAGCUUCAGUCACUGCAGCUCUGYGGGUGAGCUUCGUUCGAGGGGUAAAGCGAGGAUAUGAUGUAUUAACAUGACAAGAACACGUGCGUGAAAGCGGGAUUGACUGURUCGGGGUGACAGAUCAGAUUCCUCUGCAAGCACACGGCUUCAUGCAGCUCGCCGCAGGAGCUUAGAGUUGGUCGGUGAUGAGGGGAGAUCCUUCUGCUGGAAGCAAGUCGUCGCUGUCCGUGCAGAAGACGGGACCAUGAUGGGAGUUUACUGGUUGUUAAUAAUCCUGCUGAGCUGCACGACAUCUGGCAGAUGCAACGAGCAACAGUGGGACGUGCAAUGCACAACAGCAAAAAGUCCCGAGUAUGUGUUUGUGCCUUGCCCAAACAUGUUUGUCGGACACACCACGGACAAAGACACUGUGGUGACACAUAAGCUUUACAAGAACCAGCAGGUGGUUCAAGUGUGCCGUAAUACUCAAAAACUGUGCAACCAAACCGAUCCAGACAUCCACCCAGAAAAAGACGAGAAUGGGACACUUACUGGUUUCAAGCUCACAAGAAAUGCAAACCCAAAGCAAGCCAUCUACAUGUGUGAGGGUAAAGUUACUUACCCUCCUCCUGUCAUCAGCAACAACAGWACAGUCAUUUUCCUUGAGGAAGGACAAGGAUGCCCGCGCAAAACAGAAGAAUGUAAAACAGAGGAACCAGAAGAACAAAAAACAGGCAUACCUGUAUGGAUCUGGAUAGUGGUUGUUGCACUUCUUAGCACCUACAGCCUAGCAGCUACUAUUACUGCCUUGAUUAUCUGGUACAAGAUGAAGGAUGCAGAUUCCCAGAGCGACUACAUGAACACCAAACCCAGACCUCCUGCGAAACGCAGGAAGAAAAGAGAAGUCCAGCAUCCUAUACCAAAACACUUCUGAUGAUUUGGACAUCCCUGGAUCAUUUUCCUUGCAAUUCCUUAUCUGUAGGACUUACAAUGAAUAUAACAUAACUGUAAUCAGUUUCUUUUGUAUAAUUUUUUUUUGUGUAUGUGUUCAUCUCUAGCAAAAGCAGCACUUCCUUUAUGUGGGCGUCUGAAACAUUGAUGCGUAUAUUAAAGACAGUGUCAGGUUUUGCUCACUUCCUGUUUCGCUCACUGUAAAAGAAAGAUGCGUUCUUGGGAACCCCUAUCUUUGUGGUCGAAACAAAAGGUGGUGCCUCGAUGAGGGGACUUAACCACAUUUAAAGAGUUCUCGAGUUCGUAAAUCAGUGCAACACCUUGUGGAUCAACACUGACCACAACUUAAAUAAAUAGAGUUUUACAAGGCGCAACGCCUCGCCUGUGAAUGUGUGCUCUCAUUCAUUUUCUGAGAAUCAACACAGAGACCGAACUGAGGUUGAUGACUAGCAUAAACACAAGGAGCUGCAAGCAGAUUGAAAAUAACAAGCUGCACCAUUUCCUGUCUCCCUACAUUUAUGUUUUUUUUUCCUCUCUCUCUCUUCGGUUGUUGGUACUUUCUGCAGAGGUCGGAGCUUCAAAGGCGCGCCACCUUUACUGUGCUCACCUUGCAGUUUCUGUGCAAGCGCUCACGCUGGUUUUAUUGGUUUCAUUUAGUAGCAAGUUUCUUUUCACAGUCACCACAAGCACUGACGGAAUUAGCAUAGCGUUUCUGUGAAGCCUUUAAACUGAUUUGGGAGUUAAGCAGAUGACUAAAAACACGUAUAAAUUUGUCAUUUGACAGUUAUGUCAGUUUUUUUCCAUAAUGACUGAAUAAGCAACUCUCAGAAGAAAAGAUCAUCUCAGGUAUUUGCUGUAAUGCCAUUACAAAGCUGUUUGAAAUUUUAAAAAUAGAAAUUGUUUUUAUCAUUACAAAAAAA